Molecule: messenger RNA, 1874 nt
Organism: Photinus pyralis (common eastern firefly)
Lineage: Eukaryota; Metazoa; Arthropoda; Insecta; Coleoptera; Lampyridae
Product: luciferin 4-monooxygenase-like
Exons: 7
Coding region: 168-1790 (540 amino acids)
Biological process (GO): fatty-acyl-CoA biosynthetic process; long-chain fatty acid metabolic process
Molecular function (GO): long-chain fatty acid-CoA ligase activity
Source: RefSeq, a predicted model, not a curated record
GCAGUAUAAAGUAAAUAUUGAUAAAUGGACGUCCACAAAAACGAUUAAUUAAACUAUUUAUGUCUUUAACUUAUCAAUUUUCUCGUUAAACAGCAUUAUUAAAAAAAGUCGCACACGUAGCGGAUCGCUGGACUGCUACAAAUUGUUCAAAAUUUAUCGAAUCAGUUAUGACAGAAGAAAAUGUUAUUUGUGGAGGUGAACUUAGGGUGCCAAUUUCAAAUGUUUCGAUUGGAAUUCAACUGCAUAACACCUUGAAGCAAUCAAUGGAAAUGCCUGUCUUUAUAGACGCAUUUACUGGUGAUAGCGUAUCAAACAAGCAGCUUCUCAGGACUGCAUCUCGUUUAGGUCGGAGUUUAAUCAACUUUGGUCUUACGAAGGAUGAUAUAAUUGGUGUUUGCAGUGAAAACAACUUACACUUUUUUGAUGUCGUCCUAGCCGGUUUCUUUUCUGGAAUUGCCGUCACCACGUUCAGCGCACAGUAUACGCAAGGGGAAUUAAUUCAUGUCGCGAACUUAUCACAGCCUUCGAUAAUAUUUUCUUCAGUCCAGGCGAGUUCCACAGUGCUCAAAGUCAAAGAUCAACUGAAGCGAGAACCCAAGAUCAUAAUUAUUAACCAACACGAGAACUACAAAGGUUGCCAAUCCGUCGAGAAUUUUAUAUCGGAAAACGUUUCCAAAGAUUUUAACAUUGACGAAUACCAACCGGUUCCUGUGAACGUAAAGGAUGAUGUGGCCCUCAUUUUAUAUUCUUCGGGAACGACGGGGUUGCCGAAAGGUGUCAUGUUAACGCAUCUAAACAUCAAUACCGUACAUGCAGUUCAAGUGGAUGGACGAUACAGUCUAGAUGUCAAUCCAUGUAUAGCGUUCCAUCCAUUCUGUCAUACAGCUGGACUGAGUCUAACAAUAAGGACAGUUUUGUUCGGGUCAUACGUGCUAGUAAUGGUCAAAUUCGAUCCUCACGUCUACCUGCGAACAAUAAGGGAUUAUCGAAUCGAAUCGCUCCAAUUAGUCCCAGCUGUUGCACAAUUCUUAGCCCAGACUAAUUUGUUAGAGAAGUACGACAUGUCCAGCGUUACGUCGGUAAUGUGUGCCAGUGCGCCUUUACUUAAACAUACCGAGGAAGAGUUACGGAAGCGGUUUAAGGUACCGAUUGUGAAACAGAGAUACGGAAUGACCGAAACAACGAUUGGGUUCAUGGGACACAGUGUGUCGGGAGAAUACCCACUGGGAUCCAUCGGUAGUGUUUUCCCAAGCGUUUCCGUGAAAAUAGUCGACAUACAGACAGGAGAGGCACUAGGUCCAUUUGAAACUGGCGAAAUAUGUUGCAGAACCCCUAUGGUAAUGAAAGGGUACAUAAAUAAUCCACGAGCUACCCAAGAAAUGAUUGAUGUUGAUGGUUGGCUGCACACGGGUGAUGUCGGCUAUUAUGAUAGUUGCUAUAGGUUCUUCUUGGUGGACAGGAUUAAAGAUUUGAUAAAAUGUAAAGGAUUACAGGUAGCGCCACUUGAACUUGAAACACUGCUGUUGAGCCAUCCCAAGAUAUUAGAUUGUGGUGUCAUUGGUGUUCCAAACGAAAGGUACGGAGAAGUGCCGAUGGCAUUUAUUGUCCAGACACGCGGUGAAAAUUUAUCCGAGCAAGAAGUGGAGAAGUUUAUUGCAGAUCAAGUUGCACCAUACAAACAGCUUCGUGGGGGUGUACGCUUUGUGUCCCAAAUUCCUAGAAACCCCAGCGGAAAGGUAUUACGUCGUUUUCUACGAGAUGAAGUUAAGAAACUUAAGUCAAAUUUAUAAAGAUUUUAUUUAUUCCUUCUGUUUCUGUUAUUAUAUUUGUUAUCUUUUGUUUGUUUGUUAAUUUAAUAAAAGCUCUAAUUGUUU